AUGUCGGUCCCCGAGUCUGACGUACUGAAGCCCCUGGACCCCUCCAACACCAAUUCGGACGAGUGGGAGAUAUUCGUCCUGAAAGAUGCGCGCAUCGUCUAUGAGAACAGCGGCAGACCCGCCAGUCUGCUCGCCGCAUACGCAGAUACCCCGCUCAAGGUCAACGGGCGGCUGGAGACACCUGGGCGCAGCCAGCUGAAUUACCUCCUGAAGAAACCAUACAAACCCACGGAUAUUGAGAUACGGAAUGUGACACGUUUCUCUUAUGGCGAAAUGACGGACGGCGCGUACGUGCUAUGGGCCCAGGGCAAGGCUGGCUGGUUCGAGAUCCAGCCGUCCCCACAGUACAAGCCGAUAUACGACGAAAUGAUCCAGGCCGUGGAAAUCCUAUACUUUGUCACAGACAUCUACGGCGAAGCGCGCAAGAAGGGCGGCGGUCCCAGCGCUGAACUCAUCUUCCAGGAAUACGCCGAGGAUGAGCGCUUCGCCUGUAACGAUACGGCCCUGGCAGAGCAAAUCUUUGAUCACCAUCACAUGUUCCUCAUGAUGUGCUUCUUAAACAGAGCCCAAGGCUUGAGCUGGAGCACCACUCCGCUAUACCAGCGCUUCAGAAGAAAAUUCCCAAGCGACUUUGACGACUGCAAAGCACGCAUUGAGGGACGCUAUUCUCAAAUACAAUCCGAGCGCACAUCGUCCAGGUCCAAAUCAACAUCUACACCCGCUCCUGCCACGAGGCAGGCACUCACCCCUGCAAGGUCACAGAGCGCCCGGGGGAAGACUGCGGGGUCGAACACGGCAGAAGCACCCAAGAAGGAUGAUAAUUGGUGGGAGGCUGCAGCACUCUUCGAGUUUAUGCAAAAAGCAGUCAAUCAGCGCGUUGUGCGCGCGGGAAGAAACCAAAUCACCUUGGAUCGCGUCGCGCAACUCAUCGUCAAGCGUUAUGAGAUUGAGCAAGUCGAAACUGCAAAAAACGUGCUUUUGGUACACGCGCAGAACCUCUGCUACAUGAUGGACCAUCCACGGCGGAAAGCCAUUGAGUUUUUUGCCGCAGAACCAAUAUAUGAAGAACUGGCGGCUGGUCAUACGCUAUCCGCAGUCGAGCAAAGAAGAGCAGAAGACGUUGAGCUCAAACCACGAAAAGACCACGCAACACUCAGAAACGAACAGAGCGACUCAUCCGAUACAUCCGACGAAGAAGAGGAGGACGAGAGCGAAGACACAAUACGAACACCCGUACGCCGGCCACCAGGUAGACGGAAGCAAGGACGCCUCUCGGUCUUACGGCCCAAAAGCGGCAAGUUCUCUGGCAAAAGUAAAGGCAUAAAACUCAAGCCAGGCGGGCAAAGAGGCGGCAAGGGUAAAGCGCCCGUACCAGCCACCGACUCAUCGGCAGGCUCGCAAAGUGAGAACGAAGCCAAGACCAAUCCUGAAUCAGAUACAAACACCACCCCGACCCAGGCACUCUCGCCAAGUCGCGAGAAGAGAAAGCUAGACGACACAGACACGGAACACGAAGCGCAUGUUUCCCGACGAAAACGAACAGCCAGCACCCCUCUGGCCCCUUCUUCCCCGCCCACAACCAACGAGUCAGAUUCCGCCGAAGCAGAUGCCGAGCCAACCGCUGUACCACUCCUCCCUCUACGUCAGCGGCCUUCAUCAUCCGCAGCCGGCAACAGCAAACCUACAGUCGCCCCCCACAUCGUAUCAACACCCUUGCCCACGUACGAAGCCAACGGAGCCCGCGACUCGUGGAUCUGCAGCUUCGACGGCUGCACACAGCGAAUCUACGGGUGCAGCAAGGAACUGGGUCGCCAGCUCAUUACAGAGCAUCUCGAAGACCACAGUCGAGGACGAGACAAGGUCGUUGGUAUUCUCUGGCGAGAGCAGAAUAAACUGCAUUUACCUGUCAACAAUUUGAUCAAAAAGAUUAGAGAAAUGAGCGAGGCGGGUGCACAAUUAUUCCCCCGUGCACCACCAGCUAGUUUGGAAAACGGCGGACAGGUUCGGCCGAUUGAGCGAUCUGUAUAG
This is a messenger RNA of Exserohilum turcica Et28A, 2028 nucleotides long. RefSeq lists its product as uncharacterized. The record is from RefSeq and is a predicted model, not a curated record. Bases 1 to 2028 code for a protein of 675 amino acids. The transcript has 5 exons. Lineage: Eukaryota; Fungi; Ascomycota; Dothideomycetes; Pleosporales; Pleosporaceae.